CGCAGCAGGUUCGAGUCACAUCGACUAAACAAACCGCCGAGGGUUUCCUGGAGUUGCAUCAGGGUCCUCUGUGAGAUGAAGAGCGUCUCGCUUCCCCUGUUGUCUUCAUUAUAGACCGAGGAACAGGUGUGUGUCAUGAAGAAGACCUGACAUGUGCUCAGUGGAGAGAGGCAUCAUGGGAUAUCACUACAGCCUGCUUCACUGAUAGAAAUGCAACUUUUGAUAUUCUGGAAAUGAAUAGUGAAUUUAGUCAAAGGAAAUGUGUUGUGCUUAAUGGAUUAAGUGUUUUCUCUGAAAGCAAACAAAAGCAAUCCAGCUAGCUAAGGUGAUCUUGUUAUUCCAGGUGUUUCUCUCAGGUCCGGUGUUUUUAGGUUUAUCUUCUGUCGUUGUCUUCCUCCUGUCAGUCUGUUAAUGGUCAAACCGAGGGGACGGAGGGAUGUCAGAAAGCGCUAGUUAUCAGCGAAGCCGUGCCACCUGUCCGCAGUAUCCCGUUCCCUUCCCAAUCUCUUUAAGAGAUACUGAUUGAGUAAAUAAUUCAUAUCCAUUUCAGUUCUAGCUAAACGCUUUGAGGUUCAUAGCUCACGAGCGUGUGGGCGGAUGCUGCUCGGGAAAAGAAAAAUAGUUAAGAUUAAUCAAGUCUCUCUCUUUUUAUUUGCUUUAUUUUAGUGUUUUUUUUUUUAUCUUAACCACCCCUGGCAUUGCUAAAUAUACAUCAGCAACUGUAAUCACUUCAGAAGUCUUUGUUUUAAUGAUCGUUUCUGCGUUCUGAAUAUUUUCGCUUCAAGCUCAAUUGGCGCAGUAGAUACACUCUUAAAAAUAAAGGUUUCUGAAAGAGGGGUUUGCAAUAAAGAACCAUUUUUGGUUGCCCUUUUAGAUGAACCGUUUUUAAAACGACCACUUUCAUAAUCUUUAAUAAUCUCAAGAACCUUCUUCCACUUUUUGGUCAAUGCAUUGUUGCAUGGCCCUCUGUUGUAACCUUUGUGCAUGCAUGAGACUCAAACUCAGAUCCUGCCUGAUAUAUAUCUAUGUAUGGCAUCCCAAAAGCAGGUUUGACCCCUCGCUCCGUGGGCCGUGGGGGUAGAGACCGCUAGUGUCGCCCUCCUCUUGGGCCUUUGUUACCCUUCAGCUUUUGAGUGUGCAGAGCUGUGUGUUUAAGUGUCCCACAGGGAGAUGAAGGUGAAGCUGGGGGGUGGAGGAGGGAGCAGACAGGUGCAUGAUUAUACACAGACGGGGAGCAGGUGGGGUCACUUCAGACAGAGCCCUGCUUCAACAUCCACACUUUUACACUGGACAUCAAGUGCCAGAAUGAUUCAUCAACAAACAAAAGUAGAUAUAAGUUAGGGUUAGGAUGAGGGAAACAUCUGUGUCUGCAUCUGUCAAGCGUACGAGUAACAGAUGCAUGUGCGCUGAAAUAAUGUAGAGUUUGACUGGGCAGAAUUCAAAGCUGUAACUGAAAUACUUUUAUAGAUGUGCUUCGUUAGUUUAUUUCACUAUGUGCACAAAUGGAUAUUGCAAUUUAUCCUUUUGCAUUUACCAUAUUUCUGUGAAUCUGAUGCUGUGUAGAUCACUUAAUGCCACCAGGAAGUAAAAAACAAGUAACUGAAAACUAGAAACUAGUCUUUUUAACCUUAAACUGCAUAAACAUAUUACACCAAAUACAUAAAAUAAUGUUAUUUUUAGCAACGUCAUAUAACCCCAUAUGGUAAUCCAAACUGGCAUCAAAUGUGAGAAGUGCUAUCUCUGAAUAGUUUAAGCGUGUUCUAGUUGGCGUGUGCAUUGGAAAUGGCCGUGAUUAUGUGUGAGUCAGGAAUGCUGGGUAAUCAGACGUUUAGGGCUGGGGGGGAGGUGAAGUGAACACAACAGCACCUGCACCCUUCAGGUAAAUGAGGAGCAGAGGAAGAGGAGGAGGAGGAGGGAGUCUCUGGGGAGAGAAGCUCGGCUGUAGGGUAAUUAACCUGCAGAGACCUGAUCAUGGAAACUUUUACAGCUGAGAAGCCUUGGGCUGCGUGUACGGUUGAGCGCCGCUGCUCAAACACGGCUUGUUUACCUGCCGCAUUAAUGCUCGCAUGCACGGGAGCAAGAACAACCAAUGCAAUUAUACAUAGUUUCUUACAUUAAUGAUUUCAGCAAUACUGCAUUCAAGAGGAACGUCAGCUGUUGCUUUUGAAAUCUCAUCGGCUUAAAGCGCGCCAUGCAGACCCCCGAGGCCGGCGCUGACUCCACGUCCAGCGUGCCGCUCCAGACCAGCGUGCCUGUGCCGUCUGCGGUCAGUGUCCAGCAGGUGGCGUCUCAGGUCCAGCAACAGGCGCAGACUGUUCAACAGGUCCAGCAUGUGUAUCAAACACAGGUGCAGUACGUUCAGGAGGAAAACAACUCCGGUUACACCAACGGGACCAUACGGACGUAUUCAUACUCAGAACCGCAGCUGUACAACCAGAACAGCGGCGGGAACUACUUCGACACGCAGGGCAGCUCGGCUCAGGUGAGCUCUCACAGUUUGACCAACAACGGGAACGGUGCUCUGGCCAUGGGGCUGUCAGGAGGACAGAUCAUCAGCAGCUCAGGAGCGUAUCUGAUUGGAGGAAACUCCAUGGAUGGCUCCGCCCCUCACAGCACUGCUCAGACCACUAGAGCCUCCCCCGCCACGAUUGAAAUGGCGAUUGAGACGCUCCAAAAGUCUGAAGGUUUGUCCAGUCAGAGAAGUUCGCUGCUCAACAGUCAUCUGCAAUGGCUCCUGGAUAAUUACGAGACGGCGGAGGGCGUGAGUCUGCCGCGCUCCACGCUCUACAGUCACUACCUGCGCCACUGUCAGGAGCAGAAGCUGGAUCCCGUCAACGCUGCGUCCUUCGGGAAGCUCAUCCGCUCCAUCUUCAUGGGGCUGCGCACACGCCGCUUGGGCACCCGAGGGAACUCUAAGUAUCACUAUUACGGGAUCCGUGUGAAGCCGGACUCUCCUCUGAACCGGUUGCAGGAGGACAUGCAGUACAUGGCAUUGAGACAGCAGCCCGUCCAGCAGAAGCAGAGAUUCAAGCCAGUACCGAAGAUUGACGGUGUUUCGGGGGAGAGCUUCUCCAGCGGGGGGCACACACCCAGCGCUGCAGAGCAGACCUUCAUCGCUCAAAGCCAGCAUCAUCAGCAGUUCCUCGACGGGUCCAUAGCUCUGCCAGAGUUCACUGAACUUGACCUCGGAGAGCCUGUGGAAGGCGUCGGACCAGAGGACGUCAAAGCCCUUCAGACGCUGUACAGAGAGCACUGCGAGGCCAUUUUGGACGUAGUGGUGAACCUUCAGUUCAAUCUAAUCGAGAACUUGUGGCAGACUUUCUGGCGCUAUUCUCCAUCCAGCUCUGUAGAGGGCGUCACCAUCACUGAAAACAGUGGUCUGAGUGAAAUCGAGGGCCGCCUGCCGCGGACAGGACUGAUUCUGCUCUGUGGAAACGAGGCAGUGCUAAAGUGGAUGAACACCUGUGAUCAUCUGAUGUACCAGGCCCUCGUGGAGAUCCUCAUCCCUGAUGUUCUGAGACCCAUUCCUAGUGCCUUGACUCAAGCCAUCCGUAAUUUUGCCAAAAGCCUUGAGGGCUGGCUCACCAACGCCAUGAGCAGCAUCCCUCAGAGGAUGAUCCAGACCAAGGUUUCUGCUGUUAGUGCCUUCGCUCAGACGCUGCGCAGAUACACGUCUCUGAAUCAUCUGGCGCAGGCGGCCCGUGCAGUGCUGCAGAACACCUCCCAGAUCAACCAGAUGCUCAGCGACCUCAACCGGGUCGACUUUGCCAAUGUUCAGGAGCAGGCCUCGUGGGUGUGUCAGUGUGAAGAGGGCGUAGUUCAACGCCUCGAGCAGGACUUCAAGGCCACCCUCCAGCAGCAGAGCUCUUUGGAACAGUGGGCAGCUUGGCUGGACAACGUGGUCACUCAAAUACUCAAGCCGUACGAGGAUAAACCAUCCCUCCCCAAAGCUGCACGCCAGUUCCUGCUCAAGUGGUCCUUCUACAGCUCUAUGGUCAUCAGAGACCUGACCCUCCGCAGCGCGGCGAGUUUCGGCUCGUUCCACUUGAUCCGGCUGCUGUACGACGAGUACAUGUUCUAUCUGGUGGAGCACCGCGUCGCACAGGCCACAGGAGAGACGCCCAUCAGAGUUAUGGGAGAGUUUCAGGACCUGAAUAACAUGUCACCUGCCAACAUCGACAAAGACGAGGUGAGUGAGAUGGACAGUGAUCUGGACGAGGAGAUGGAGGAGAUGGAGGAGUGUGACGAGCCUCUGGCCAAGCGGGAGAAAGCGGAGCCCGAGGUCAUGCAGGUGGAGGACGGCAGCGGCGCGGUGCUGAGCGUGGUUCAGUCCAGCAUGCUCAGCGCUUCACCCUCGAGCGAACACAUCCUCAGCUCGAGCGGAACCAGCACCAUCCGCCACUGCAGCAGUCUGGGAAACACAUACGCCUCGGUCUGAGAGCCUUUCAGUGCAUCUGUCUCCAACACAUCUGUCCUCAUCCUCAGCAGAAACACAGACUCUCGCUGAGAUCCUCAAGCUCUAGCAAACCAACUCCAGCAUGUGACGAGAUGCUGACCGUACAGUUUAAACCCCAUGUUCCCAGGUGAAGAAAAAUAAUGCACUCUGAUUUUGUGCUUAAUAAACUGAAAAUGAUUCU
Molecule: messenger RNA, 4637 nt
Organism: Carassius auratus (goldfish)
Lineage: Eukaryota; Metazoa; Chordata; Actinopteri; Cypriniformes; Cyprinidae
Product: transcription factor RFX3-like
Exons: 17
Coding region: 2192-4438 (748 amino acids)
Biological process (GO): regulation of transcription by RNA polymerase II
Cellular component (GO): nucleus
Molecular function (GO): DNA-binding transcription factor activity, RNA polymerase II-specific; RNA polymerase II cis-regulatory region sequence-specific DNA binding
Source: RefSeq, a predicted model, not a curated record